GGUGAACGGUGAUCUUUCUUUGUGGUUUCUCGCCGAAGCGUUAGCGGAAGUUCGUCAUCAAUGUGCGCCCGUUGUCUUGGCAACGCUUCCGUGUGCCGCAAUGUCACUGUUUAGGGACAUGUUAUCUUUUGACCGAUGAUGCCAAAAACAUGCACCGACAAGUUGUGGGACUUGGCCGCCGCCGAGGUCCAAAGUCGGGAGAGCGAUGCUGGAGAGGACGCCGAUGGUCGAGGAGAAGCAGUGGGGGAGAGGACCGUCUUUCUCAUGGGAAGUAAGGCUGGGGGUAAAACGUCUCUUCUGCUUCGAUGCCUGGACAGGGAUGAACCAGCUAAGCCCACUCUGGCUCUGGAGUACACGUUUGGCAGGAGAGCCACAGGACAUAAUACGCCCAAAGACAUAGCCCACCUGUGGGAGCUGGGCGGUGGGACUUCCUUGUCAGAUCUCGUGCAGAUCCCCAUCACUGCUGCUAGCAUCAGGUCCCUGUCCAUCAUCCUGGUGUUGGAUCUGUCUGCUCCGUCUACUCUGUGGGCUACGAUGGAGACAUUGCUGCAGGUGGCGCAGACCCACGUGGAGCAGGCUGCUUCUCAGGCCCGACAAGUUGACAAGAAACGAGCGCAGUCCAAACAAUCAGCGACCGCGCUUUUUGCUGCACGUGUCCUGCCCAAGGACUUUCCCGACAGAGAGCUGAUUAGCCCCUUUCCAGUUCCUCUGCUCAUCAUCGGCAGCAAGUAUGACCUCUUUCAGGAAUUGGCGUCGGACAAGAGGAAAGUGGUUUGCAAGACGUUGCGUUUUGUUGCUCACUACUACGCCGCCUCGCUUAUUUUCAGCAGCAUCAAGUCGGAGAGCCUCGUGUCCAAGACCAAAAGCUUCUUCUCCCAUCUGGCCUUCAAUGCGGACACAGGGAAAACAAUGUCAUGUGACUCCAGUAAGCCCCUCAUCAUUCCAGUUGGCUCUGACUCUUUCAGCCAAAUCGGCUCUCCGCCUACAACAGAAAUAGACAUCACUUCUCUGCACGCCAAGAACCCCAAAGACCUCUGGAAGAAAGUCUACGAGCGCAUCUUCCCCCCUGAGAACACCAGCGAGAAGAAGGAAGAGAAAGAUCCAGCCAAGGACCCGCAGUACAGCGAGCCGCAGAUUGACGCAAUGCGGGCGCAGAAAGACCAGGAAUUGGAAGAGUACAAGAAGAAUGCAGCCAAGUCCUGGAAAGGCCUGCAACUGGACACAUAGCAACGCCACUCGAAAAGUGUAUUUGUAAAUUUCUCAAUUUUUUUCCAAUAGAAAAAUAAACUCAUUGGAUUUUUACUCUGAGGAAUUACUGAGAGGAUUAGGUGAAAAAUAAAUUUAAUAGUAUAAAAAAUGGAAAUCAUUGUUACAUUUUAGUAGUA
Molecule: messenger RNA, 1385 nt
Organism: Syngnathus acus (greater pipefish)
Lineage: Eukaryota; Metazoa; Chordata; Actinopteri; Syngnathiformes; Syngnathidae
Gene: dync2li1
Product: dynein, cytoplasmic 2, light intermediate chain 1
Exons: 13
Coding region: 136-1227 (363 amino acids)
Biological process (GO): intraciliary retrograde transport; intraciliary transport involved in cilium assembly
Cellular component (GO): ciliary basal body; cytoplasmic dynein complex; axoneme
Molecular function (GO): dynein heavy chain binding
Source: RefSeq, a predicted model, not a curated record